AUGGACAAGGAAUGUCCAAUUGCAGCAGUUGCCAAAGAGUUUGGCUUCAGUUCAAAUGGUUUCUCUAUUUACCUGAACCGGAACAAGACUGGAGAGAUCCUGUCACAGAACAAGACCCUCAGUCUGCUGAAAGUCAAGCAUGGCGACAUGCUCUUUCUUUUCCCAUCCUCAGCUGGACCCUCCAGUGAGAACAUGGACACAGCUCAGCCUCAUACUUCUUCUUCCUACCCUUCCUUCCCUUCAUCCUCUUCAUCAUCGUCUUCCUUAUCACGUUCACACUCUGCACCACAGAUCCAAGAGGACGAGAUUGACCAGUAUCUGUCCAAACAAGAGGGAAAGAUCUACAGAAACCGAGACCCCCAGCUGUGCCGGCACGGUCUCAUGGGGAAAUGUGUGCACUGCGUACCAUUAGAGCCUUUUGAUGAAGACUAUCUGAACCACCUCGACCCACCGGUCAAGCACAUGUCCUUUCACGCCUACAUCCGGAAACUCACCGGCGGAGCAGACAAGGGGAAGUUUGUGGCGCUUGAGAAUAUCAGCUGUAAGAUUAAAUCUGGCUGUGAGGGGCAUCCGCCCUGGCCAGAGGGCAUCUGUACCAAGUGCCAACCCAGCGCCAUCACUCUCAACAGACAGAAAUAUCGACAUGUGGACAACAUCAUGUUUGAGAAUCACACCAUUGCGGACCGUUUCCUCGACUUCUGGAGGAAGACGGGUAAUCAGCGGAUGGGCUACCUGUAUGGACGCUACACCGAGCACAAAGACAUCCCUCUCGGCAUUCGAGCAGAGGUUGCCGCCAUUUAUGAGCCGCCUCAGAUUGGAACCCAGAACAGCUUGGAGUUGAUUGAAGAUCCCAAGGCAGAAGCAGUUGAGGAGAUUGCUGCAAAACUAGGCCUGCGGAAGGUGGGGUGGAUUUUCACAGAUCUUCUGUCAGAGGACACUAGGAUAGGCACAGUCCGCUACACCAGAAACAAGGAUUCAUACUUCCUGAGUGCAGAGGAGUGCAUCACAGCUGGACACUUCCAGAACCAACAUGCCAACGCUUGUCGGCUUUCCCCGGAUGGCCAUUUUGGAUCCAAGUUUGUCACAGUGGUGGCAACGGGUGGUCCCGAUAACCAGGUGCACUUUGAAGGGUAUCAAGUGUCCAAUCAGUGCAUGGCUCUGGUGAGGGAUGAAUGUCUACUGCCCUGCAAAGAUGUGCCUGAACUGGGCUAUGCCAAAGAGUCCAGCACAGAGCAAUACGUCCCUGAUGUCUUCUAUAAGGACAAAGACAAAUUCGGCAAUGACAUCACAUAUUUAGCCCGACCGCUGCCAGUGGAGUACCUGAUCAUUGACAUCACCACCACUUUCCCAAAGGACCCUGUAUUCACUUUCUCCUCUACUUUUCGCUUCCCCAUCGAAAACAGAGAUGCUCUGGGAGAGACCCAGGACUUCCACAGUUUAGCGACGUAUCUUUCCCAGUGUUCUUCCUCCUCCUCCUUCCUGGACAUCGUCUCAGACUUCCAUCUACUUCUCUUUCUAGUCACCAAUGAGGUCAUGCCCUUACAGGACAGCAUUGGGCUUCUGCUGGAUGCAGUGAAGACAUCCAAUGAGGAGCUGGCUCAAACCUGGAAGAAAUCUGAGCAGUGGGCCACAAUCGAGCAGCUCUGCAGCACAGUUGGAGGGCAGCCGUCGGGAUCUUUGGAUUAUGCCAUGGGCGGCCCAACUCUCCCGCAGUCCUCUUCAGCUGUGUGGUCCUGCCUCCACUGCACCUUCAUGAACCAACCUUCA
This is a messenger RNA of Sinocyclocheilus grahami, 1767 nucleotides long. RefSeq names its product nuclear protein localization protein 4 homolog. Gene Ontology annotation, biological process: ubiquitin-dependent protein catabolic process. NCBI's taxonomy places the organism in Eukaryota, Metazoa, Chordata, Actinopteri, Cypriniformes, Cyprinidae. The record is from RefSeq and is a predicted model, not a curated record. Gene Ontology annotation, cellular component: nucleus. The annotation marks the transcript as partial. The transcript is spliced from 16 exons. Gene Ontology annotation, molecular function: ubiquitin protein ligase binding; ubiquitin binding.